Messenger RNA from Toxotes jaculatrix (banded archerfish), 4588 nucleotides. It is a transcript of the gene ccnjl, whose product is annotated as cyclin J-like. The coding region runs from base 313 to 1575 and encodes 420 amino acids. Gene Ontology annotation, biological process: regulation of cyclin-dependent protein serine/threonine kinase activity; mitotic cell cycle phase transition. Gene Ontology annotation, cellular component: cytoplasm; cyclin-dependent protein kinase holoenzyme complex; nucleus. The transcript has 6 exons. The record is from RefSeq and is a predicted model, not a curated record. Gene Ontology annotation, molecular function: cyclin-dependent protein serine/threonine kinase regulator activity. NCBI's taxonomy places the organism in Eukaryota, Metazoa, Chordata, Actinopteri, Toxotidae.
GGCGACUUUGUUGCCGCGGAGCCACCGGAGAGGAAACGGCUGAGCGAAAUCUCUCGGAAAAGUGUCAACAGUUUCGGGGGGGGAAACGGCUCGACCGGGCGCCUGUUGCCGGGAUUUGGCGGUGGCAGCCGUUUUGCGAACUUGUCGGCGGAUUUGAACUUUGCGCUUUGGUCGAAAAAAAAGAGGAGGUCUUUCACAAAGUUGAGCCGAAGAGGAGUUCUCUCAUUCAGGAUGUCGGACUGAGACAAAGGGGUCUGGGGGGGCAUUCCCGUCGGAGCGCAGGUAAAACUUGAUUCUUGAAGUCCCCUCUGGAUGGGAAAAAUGGAGAGGGAGCUGCAAUGGUGGAAAGGACAGCUAGCUGCAGAUAUCCAUCAAUCCCUCCGCAUCAAGGAGCUGAAGUUACCGGUCUACCGGGCCCACUCUCCACAGAUUGGCAUGCGACGGUACUUUGCAGACUUGUUGGCCAUCCUCAGUAAUCGCUACCAGCUAUGUCCUACAGCGCGUCACCUGGCCGUCUACCUGCUGGACUUGUUCAUGGACCACUACGAUGUGGCCGUUAAGCAGCUUUACGUGAUUGCCCUCUCUUGUCUGCUCCUAGCUAGUAAGUUUGAGGAGAAAGAGGACCGGGUUCCCAAACUGGAGCAGCUGAACUCUCUGGGUUUUAUGUGCAGCCUGAACCUGGUUCUCAACAAGAGGGAUCUGAUCAAAAUGGAGCUUCUGCUGCUGGAGACCUUCGGCUGGAAUCUGUGCAUGCCCACACCCGCCCACUUUAUUGACUACUACCUCCAUGCCUCGGUGCAGGAGGGUGACCUAUACAACGGCUGGCCCCUGUCCUCGCUCUCCAAGACCAAGGCUUUCAUGGACAAAUACACUCACUAUUUUCUGGAAGUCUCACUCCAAGAUCAUUCCUUCCUGAGUUUCCGACCGUCCCAGGUCGCUGCUGCGUGUGUGGCAGCAUCUCGCAUUUGCCUCCAGAUUUCCCCAAGCUGGACCACCGCUCUGCAUCUGCUAACAGGCUACACCUGGGACCACCUCACCCAGUGCAUUGAACUUAUGCUGCUUGCUCAUGACAACGACGUCAAGGAGGCCAACAAAACCAAAUCCACUCCUCCUCACCGACCUUCCUCCCUGCAGUCCCAGCCCCAGACCUCUCACCUCUCUCCAGUGUCCGUCAUCCAGAGACCAGCCUCCUCUUCUUCCUCUUCCUCUUCCUCCUCCGCCUCCACACCACAGCUGCUCUUUCAGCCUGAUGGCUUCCCACACCUGUCCCAGCUGCAAGCGCUAGCUGACUCCCAGGCUCUGGGGCCUGUGGUGAACAUGUCUCAGGACUUCCUUCAGAGCCACAGGAUGGGUCUUCUAACUGGGGCUCCCUCCAUGACUCCUGGGAGUGGGUUCCCCUCCUACCCGAGCCUGACCUCUGGUCUACAGCCGGGGGCUCGGGCGCUGCCGCUCCAGGGCCCGAUAUCUGUGCAGAUGGCCCUCGCCGGAGAGCCGCGACACUGUCUGAGUAUGGCCUACAGUGGGAGCUACCUGGGGGCCCAUCACACCUUCACAGCCAGCUGCUUUGACAGGUGACGCCAGGAGACGGAGAGGGAUCACAAACCCCCGCGGGAGUGCACUGCUAUGUUUCCAUCCCAGCUCCCGCCCCUGAAACAUCCACUCACAGACCUCCUCUCUCUCUCCGUCGGCACCGCAACACCUUCAGCAUGUCCAACUCCCCCGUCCCUCUCACAGAGACGCCUCAAACGCAAGCAGAGGUCCAAAGGCAAGACAGACCCGGUGGAAGUCAUCACACUGACGUGACAAACGCUCCACCGACUCGACUGAGGCAUUGCAGAAAUGUUAUUGCCAUAUUCUGAGCUGGUUUUAUUAAUUUGUGUUAUUAUGAGACUGUCAUCACUGUGAAUGAGAUGAAAGCAGCAGUGUGAUCUCACACCCACCUCAUUCAGUGCCUGUUCUCAGUUGUGUGAUAGCUGAGCCAAUUUUAGAAGUGCACAGAACACAAAGUAUCUGUGAUAAGGAUAUCUUGCUGCUUGACAUUUUUUUUUGUAAUUUCUAAUUCCCAAAAAAAAAAAGAACCCAUUUUAGAGAGAAAAAUUGGCUGGUAUUGUUUCUUGAGCCACCAUUUGAGAGAGACAGAAGAAGACAACAGAGGCUUGUUUCUGACUUUGCAAGAAGCAAAAAAGGCCGUGCGUGUCCGUGAAAUCUUUGGUUGUGUGUCCUUAAUGUCAGUGAACAUUGAUCUAACACCUGCCAGCUGAACGGCACCUCUGGGAAUUCCUCACCACAGAAGACCUCAGAAGGGGGGAAGAAACAAUUCACCGUUUUGUUCACGGCAGACGAAGUCCCCAGCUCGGACGCGUCUUUGUCGUUCCUCUCCGCUCUAUCCUCGUCAUCUCUUCUCUCCCACCUCCAAAGCCGAGCCUUGUGGCAGAGCUGUCACACACCCUGGUGAAAAUGUGGCUCUCUUGAAGCUGCAGGCUUUGUCAUACUAAAGUUUUAAGUUCUCCAGCGUCCACCGCUCAAAGAAUUGAACACUAACGCGAUGUGACUGUACCAGCUUGGUGAAGGAGAUGUUGGUUGUGUAUUGUAUAUAUGAAUUGCUGCUGCCUUCUUAUGAACUGUUGGUUCUGUGUCUGUGUUAAUGACUCCAAUGUUUACAUGAACCACUAAGUAUCAGGGACUUGAACAAGAUUACUUGAAUAUGAUGCCAUUGAAACAUGCCAUAGCUUUUAUUUAUGAUGACUCUUUUUUUUCUUGUUCUUCAUUUUUUAAAUUCAUUUUGUUUGAUAUAGCGUAGCUUUUUUUUAUAUAUAUAUCUAUCAUCUUAGAAACGCCCAUUGAUUAAUUAUAGUUUUCUUUGUACCUGUUCAUAGAAACUGUUUAUUCAGGCUCAGGAUUUAAGGCUGAAACUAGCGGCCUGCUCAUCAUUCUGUGCUAUUAUGCUUUAAAGUGGAUGCUAAUGCAGCAUCUGUGGGGUCUGAAGUGCCCCCUCCCCUUCAUCACUGGACCAUACCAUGCUCACAACUCAGUAACUGAAUGCACAAAACGGUUAAAUGUUUGCGUCGCAGUGGAACAGCCCUGUGGUCACUGGUUUCACACAGAAACAUCUGUAGCCGGUCGUCUGUAAUUGCUUCCAAGAUUUCUAAAGCUGCAAUCCCCAAUCUUCCACUUCCUGUUAAAGUAUAAACACAUCCAGAUUCCCGGUGCCAGUUGCCCACUGGUUACCAUGGCGAUACCUAAGAUGACCAUGGACCCCAGCUUUUUGGAUGCCACUGGCUGAAUUAGGUUUGUUUUCAAUGACGAUGAAUCUGUCGAUUAUAAUCUUGAUUAAUUUCUCAAAGUAGUGACAAAUACACAUUAUUACCAAAUCAGAUAGCUUUGCAUUACCCAACCAAGAAUCUUAAACUCAAAGAUACUCAGCUUCUUAUCAUGUUUGAUGAAGAGGAGCAUAGAAUUUCACAUGUGAGAAGCUGGAACUAGGAAAUGUUUCACAUUUCUGCACAUUUCACAAAUAAAUUCCUCACUCCAGCUGUAGAGUGAGCUGAAACCAACGCCUGCUCAGUGUUGUGGGAAAUUUUGAGCUUGAUCUGGAAGAAAUUCUUAUUAACUUAUGGUUGCAGGUUCUCACACAAACUUUGAACUGCCUGUAGUUUAAAUGUUCUGACUUUACAUUUCAAACAGUUUUGCCGUGGACACAGGACACCUCACUCUUGUCACUGCCUUGUCCUCGGCAGCUGCAACGCUCGAGCUGUGAACCUCGAAUUAAUAGUCAAGACACAAUAACACUACAUGAAGCCGCGUGAAUACAGCAAAGCUCAGACUAGUGUAAUCGCAAAUCACCAGGUUUUUUUUUUUACAGCCAGAUAUCAGUCUGUUUUCCCACCACUGUAAGGGACAUACUAACGUGCUUUUCAGUGAUAUGAACUAAGAUACUAUGCCUUCGUUUUGCUAACUUUCAUGUACAGUUUUAUUCUAUUUUUUACAUUCCCUUUGUUUUCAUUGUAUUUUUAGUUAAAGCUUUUUUGUGAUUCUUUUGAUGAAUGCUGUUGGUGUGAACUAGAUUUUUAUUUUCUUCGAGUUCAACUUGCUCUUCUCCUCAUAAUUCAAGAGCAACUUCUCACUGAGGUGUCAAAGGUGCAAUAUGUUGUUUUUUUCCCUGUUUAAACUGACCACAGCCAUCACUGUCUCGUGUACACCACUGGUUCAUCUUUUUGUAACUUAUUUUUUGAUGAUUGUGUGAUUUGACUUGCUGUAGCUUGGUUUCCUCUAGAGGGCAGUGGGCUCUGAACACAAUGAAUAUGUUGCAUAUUGCAGCCACUUCCUUUGAGUGAUAGAUAUGACUGAAUGCUUUUUGUCUUUUAGCUAGAGUUUCACUGUGCAUUUUUCCGUCCCCCGUGAAAGGUGCUGAUGUCACUCACACCAAACAACACUCGUCUAAUGUGAGAGUUAAUGAAAUGACACCACAAACUUCCAAUUAAUAUUUUUAUAUUCUUUUGUACCAAUCUGUAGUCUCGGCUUAUGGACACUGAAUGAUAAAAGGAAUUAUUUUAUCAUAAGGUGCCAUGGAAAAAUAAACACACAAGUG